Molecule: messenger RNA, 1834 nt
Organism: Hibiscus syriacus
Lineage: Eukaryota; Viridiplantae; Streptophyta; Magnoliopsida; Malvales; Malvaceae
Product: AAA-ATPase ASD, mitochondrial-like
Exons: 1
Coding region: 38-1588 (516 amino acids)
Molecular function (GO): ATP hydrolysis activity; ATP binding
Source: RefSeq, a predicted model, not a curated record
GAAGUUGACGAAGUUCUUGAAAUAUUCUGUAGAAAAAAUGGUGAUGAUGGGAGAAAUGUUGAAUUUAGGCUCCACAAUGGGUACUUUGAUGCUUAUUUAUACCCUUUUUAAACAGUUUUUUCCUCGUCAUCUUCAGCUCUAUUUCGAAAAAUAUUUCAGAAAAAGUGUUAGUUUUAUAUAUCCUUAUGUAGAAAUCACCUUCGAUGAGUUCACCGGCGAGUUUUUGCAGAAGAGUGAAGCCUAUUUGGCGAUCAAAUCGUAUCUCGGCGACAAGUCGGCGGCGUCGGCGAAGCGUCUCAAGGCCAACGUCGUGAAAGAUACUCAAAACGUAGUACUUUCUAUGGAUUAUAAUGAAGAAGUCACUGAUGAAUUUCAAGGUGUUACAGUUUGGUGGUCUGUAAACAGAACUCUUCCAAGCACUAAACGGAUUUCAUGGUUUCCCGAUGAUGAUGAGAAGAGAUCUUACACGCUUACGGUCCAUAAACGUCAUAGGGAAAUAAUUACACAAUCUUAUAUUAGCCAUGUGUUGAAGGAAGGAAAGGAAACGGCGACGAGAAACCGACGACGGAAGCUCUAUUCGAACAAUCCCAGCAAGGACUGGCAUGGAUAUCGGAGGAGCAAGUGGAGCAAUGUACCAUUCGAACAUCCUGCGACGUUCGAUACAUUGGCGAUGGACUCGAACUUGAAAGAAGAAAUCAAGAACGAUUUGAUCAAGUUUAGUACCGCCAAGGACUAUUAUGUUCGAAUCGGGAAGGCUUGGAAACGUGGAUACCUUCUUUAUGGUCCUCCCGGAACCGGGAAAUCUUCGAUGAUCGCGGCGAUGGCGAACCUACUGGACUACGAUGUUUACGAUCUCGAACUCACCGCGGUGAAGGAGAACGCGGAAUUGAGAAGGCUUUUGAUCGAUACGUCGAACAAGUCGAUCGUGGUGAUCGAGGAUAUCGAUUGCUCCCUCGAUCUCACAGGCCAAAGGGAGAAAAAGAAGGCGGAGAAUGAAGGAAAAGAUGAUGACCUGUCGGAUCCAAUCACGAAAAAGACCAAAGAAGAUGAGAAAAAGGAAAGCAAGGUUACAUUAUCGGGGCUUUUGAAUUGUAUCGACGGACUUUGGUCGUCUUGUGGAGGUGAAAGAAUCAUUGUUUUUACAACGAACUAUGUGGAGAAACUCGAUCCGGCAUUGAUAAGGAGAGGAAGAAUGGAUAAAUACAUUGAACUGUCUUAUUGCUGCUUCGAUGCAUUCAAGGUGUUCGCCAAGAACUAUUUGGAGAUUGAUUCUCAUUCAUUGUUUGGAGAAAUCGAAACAUUGUUGGGGGACACCGAUAUGACUCCAGCUGAUGUUGCAGAGAAUUUGAUGCCGAAAUCGAACUAUGACGAAGUGGAAACUUGUUUGAAGAGAUUGAUCGAAGCUAUUAAAGAUGCGAAGAAGAAGAAGGCAGAGGAUGAAGCUCGUUUAAUGGCGGAGAAAGAAGAAAAAAAGAAGCAAAAAUCUGGGGAAGAAGACAAAGAAGAAAGCGUUAAAGAAGUAAAAGAGAAUGGGAUGGCGCUGGCUGCCAAUGAAGUGAAAGAAAAUGGUGUCACCGUCAGCCACUAAUAUAUGAAUUCAUCACGGGCGUAGAAAUGUAGGUAAAAAGUUAUAAUAAAAAUUUAGGUGUGAAAUUAAAAAAUAAUAAUAAAAAUUUAGGUAGUGUAAAAUUAGAUAAUUAAUAAAAUAUAUUAAAAAAAUUUAAAGUUUCUAAGAGGUGUGCACCCACCAACACCCCUUGAUCCAUCUCUAGUCAUCAUUGUUCAUAUUGUUAUUUGUAUUGGUUUGUGUUUAGCUGGUGGAGGUACAUUUGUU